This is a messenger RNA of Aegilops tauschii subsp. strangulata, 615 nucleotides long. The record is from RefSeq and is a predicted model, not a curated record. Lineage: Eukaryota; Viridiplantae; Streptophyta; Magnoliopsida; Poales; Poaceae.
AUGGUGUUGUGGAAUGACGGCGAGACGAGCUCGGAUUCGGUGCGGCCGCUGCCAGAUGAGCGCCCAGCAACAAUAGAGGAGAGGGAUUGCUCAGGCAUUGAUGCCACUGGAAAGCACCUUUGCAAGCAUGGGAAUGCUCCUGAGAGGCUUGUUGUGUUCGAUGGGCUGAACACUGGCCGUAGAUUUUAUGGUUGCGCCGAGAAGGCUUUGUAUAAGGAGGCCAAGGCAGGCAGAAUUAGUGAUAAUUUAGCUAAUGAGGAGAAGAUCUCUACGUUAGAAGCAGAAGUGAAGAUGGUACAGGAAAAGUACAACCAGCACAUUCAACUUACCAAGGACUUUUGUGAAUCUGUUCAGAAGUCUGUGCACAAGGAGAAUUAUAGGAAAAUAAUGAUGGAUGUGGAUGAGGAGAAGAUACAUCUAGAUGCAGCUGACAAGAUGAUCAAGUUAGAGAAAGAGAACUUUGAUCUGAAGAAGGAGGUUGAAAUGGCUGAAGAGGUUGCUGCUGAGCUCAAAAAAGAGAAGAAAAAACUUGAAUAUAACUUACAUGACCUUUCGAAGGUUGGAGAGGAGAACAAGAGGAAGCUGAAGAUGAUGAAGGCAAUCUUGGAGGAGUGA